Messenger RNA from Mercenaria mercenaria, 1854 nucleotides. RefSeq names its product cytochrome P450 4V2-like. Gene Ontology annotation, molecular function: oxidoreductase activity, acting on paired donors, with incorporation or reduction of molecular oxygen; heme binding; iron ion binding. The record is from RefSeq and is a predicted model, not a curated record. The transcript is spliced from 12 exons. Lineage: Eukaryota; Metazoa; Mollusca; Bivalvia; Venerida; Veneridae. Bases 5 to 1555 code for a protein of 516 amino acids.
CAAAAUGGUCGCCGUAUCACUGCUCCUGACAGGAGUGUUUGUGAGUUUAUUUACUUUUUUGUUGUAUCGGCUGGAGAAAAUCAGAAGAAAUGUGGACAGGCUCGGGGGACCUAGAUCUCUCCCGAUUCUAGGAAAUGUGCAUCAGCUGAAGAGAAGUCCUAAAGAUUUCACAGAACAGUUUUUAAGUUUGUUUGAGGAAUUUUCUUACCAGCCAGUACUUCGCUUACUAUUUGGAUGGCAUCCCAUGAUAUUUGUUUGUAGUCCAGAGGAGGCAGAGCCAUUACUUAACAGCUCUAAACACAUGGAUAAGUCUUCAGACUACAGGUUUAUGUAUCCAUGGUUAGGAACUGGACUUCUCACAAGCACUGGUGAGAAAUGGAAGAGCAGACGUAAGCUUUUAACACCAUCAUUUCACUUCAAAAUCUUACAUGAUUUUGUUGGUGUGUUUAAUGAACAAGCAAAAAUACUUCUUGAGAAGAUGUUGCUGCAAGCUGAUGGUAAAACCACAGUUAACAUGCUUGAUGACAUCACACUCUGUGCAUUAGACAUAAUUUGUGAGACAGCCAUGGGUAGAAGUGUGAAUGCUCAAAGAGACAGUAAUUCAGAAUAUGUACAGGCUGUAUGCAAGGUGGCAGAAUACACAAUUUUACGAGCACGGUCACCAUGGUUAUGGCCAGAGAUUCUCUUCAGUCUGAUUGGUCCAGGCAAGGACUAUAAGAGAUGUUUGUCCAUACUCCACGGUUUCACUGAAGAGGUAAUACAAGAAAGACAGGCAGAAAUUUUGAAGAAAUGUGAUUUUGAAAACACUAGGCCAGAAUUGCUAGAAGAGAGAGAAAAUGGAACCACUUUGGGCUGUAAGAAAAGACUAGCAUUCUUAGAUAUGCUGCUGUGUGCAACAGCGGGACCACAGAAAAUGACAUAUCAAGAUAUCAGAGAAGAGGUGGAUACAUUCAUGUUUGAGGGCCAUGACACAACAGCCACUGCCGCCAGCUGGGCACUUCAUUUCAUAGGGGCCGACCCUGAUGUUCAAAGGAAAGUUCAUGACGAAAUGGACAAAAUAUUUGGUGAUAGUGAUCGAGAUGCCACAAUGGACGAUCUCAAGGAAAUGAAAUACCUUGAAUGUUGUAUAAAGGAAUCUCUGAGAAUAUUUCCAUCAGUAGCAUUGUUUGGUAGAAGUCUUACAGAAGAUACUUUAAUAGGUGGUGUUAAUAUACAAAAAGAUACCACUGUUGUGAUAGUGCCAAUAGCAAUUCAUAGAAACAAAAAUAUAUACCCGGAUCCAAUGAAAUUUGAUCCAGACAGAUUUCUUCCAGAAAAUUCUGUGUCAAGACAUCCAUUUGCCUUCAUACCUUUUUCAGCAGGGGGAAGAAAUUGUAUUGGUCAGAAGUUUGCUAUUUUGGAAGAGAAAGUACUACUCACAACCAUCUUUCGCAACUUCUCAGUGAAGAGUAUGCAGAAAAGAGAAGAGUUAUGUCCAAUAUUAGAACUGAUGUUGAAGCCAGGAAAAGGAAUAGAAGUUAUUUUAACAAAAAGAAGCACUGAAUCAGUCAUAUGAGCUUAAUAUACAGUUAAACCUGUAUUAAGCAAACAAAAAAGAGAGCAACAUAGUUUCGUUGCUUAAGAUAUGUGGCCGAUUUAGUACUAAAACAGUUUUGGAAGUUAACUUACUGGCUACUUAAAACUAAUUGAUUAAUACAGGCAGCCACUGAAGUAGAUUCAGGGGUUUUAGAUAAACCUUGAACAUGAUUGAAAACUUACUGUGAUAUAUUUACUGUAUUUUGUUAAAAACGUAUUAUUCUCUGAGUGUAAAAGACACAAACAGUCUGUGAUAUUAUAAACUCUACAAUCUGAUAA